AUGGCCUCACGAUAUAUUCCGCUAUGGAAUGGGAAUCGUGAAGAAUCGUCCUCGGCUACAGGGCCAGGCUGGCGUCUCCCCAAACGCUGGCUCUCCGUCCUGCUCGGGAUAUUUGGGAUCCUGGCCACCCUGAGUCUUCUUUCUCGUGAUGGCGAUCAGACACCACGCCCGCAGGCCACCCAGCAACAAGACUCUACGCUCCCUGCCACAUCAACUCUCCCUUACCUUCUGGGCCCGCACGAAGACGGGACAAAGCUAUGGUUCCCUCCUCCACCCCAGCCCGGGACCGAAACUCCCUUCCAACCUGCCGUUGCACCAUAUAAUCUCCCGCCAGCCAUCUCCCAGCGACCUCGCACGCCCCUGUUUAUAGCGUUCACCCGCAACACCGCCAUGCUGGAGCAAACAGUUCUCAGCUACAUUGCGGCAGGCUGGCCUCGCGAGGACAUCAUCGUGGUGGACAACAGCGGCACAAUGGACGCGAACUCCUUGGGCCUCUUGACCCCCAAGAAUGCAUUCUUUCUAGACUACGUACUGUUGCGCCGACGGUAUGGCGUCUCGAUCCUGCAGACGCCGACGCUCCUGUCCUUUGCGCAGCUCAUGAACUUUUACCUGCGCGUCAGCAUGGCGCACGGGUGGCGCUACUUCUUCUGGUCGCACAUGGAUGUCGCCGUGCUGAGCGACGAGGACGCCAAGCCCUACAAAUCCUUCUACGCCCGCGUGCUCGAGAUCCUCGGGACAGAUCUCCACGUCUCCGCCUUACACGACGAUAUCCCUGGCAACGGCGACGAGUGGGCCCUCAAGUACUUCACCUACGACUGGCUGACGCUCGUCAAUGUCGCCGCCUGGCGCAAGAUCGGCGCGUGGGACCCCUUCGUCCCUUACUACGCGACCGACUGCGACGCGUAUUCCCGCGUGGCACUGAACGGGCUGACCAAGGAUGAUGUGCGCGCGGGGCGCAUUUUCGAUCUGCCGGACGCCAUCCAGGAUGUCGAGCACAAGUUUUUUCCUCCUGCCGAUGGCGCGGAGCAGCCCGGAUCGCAGCGCUAUCGUGCCUUGGUCGCCGAGCUUGAGGCCUUGGAGCGACAAAAGCCCGAGACUCAUCGGAAUAGCUGGCAGGGAGUCAGUGAUGGUGGUAAGGGCGAGCCGUGGACGUACGACCCCCGGGGAUUUCAGAAGAUGUGGUGGGCCAUGGCGGAGAAGGGGCGAGAUAUGUACAGGUUGAAGUGGGGCACGCAGGAAUGCAGGCUGGACGAGCACGGCGUGGAACUGCGAGAUGCAUGGAAGGAGGACAGUAACGAGUAA
Molecule: messenger RNA, 1302 nt
Organism: Cladophialophora yegresii CBS 114405
Lineage: Eukaryota; Fungi; Ascomycota; Eurotiomycetes; Chaetothyriales; Herpotrichiellaceae
Exons: 1
Coding region: 1-1302 (433 amino acids)
Source: RefSeq, a predicted model, not a curated record